AUGGCAGCAGCAGCUACCCCUCUCUUGUCCCUUACCACCACGACAGCUACCACUCCCUUGGCCCUUACCACCACUUUCUCACCACUACCAGCAUGUACCACAGACACAUGGUUCAUUGAGUAUGUAAAAGGCACGUACUACUUCACCACUUCGAUUCCAAACAGUCUUGAGGGCUGGUAUCUCAGCCAGGGGCCCACGGACUGGAGCAGCUGCUUCCCCUCAGGAUAUGAGGCGACAUCCGCUUUUUACUACUCACCAGCUCAUCCACACAAUUACACCGGAAUACCCCAAGGCACACCAAUAGCGCUUUCCGCCCCUUGCUUCUCCGGCCACGCUGUCCGUACCAGCGCCACACUCACCAUGGGCGUCUUCUCCCUGAUCAUUAUCAACAAAGCCGGCGGUCUUAUCUACCAGCGCGAGUUCCAGGCUGGCCUGCGCAACCUCUCGACAAAUGACUACCUCGUCCUAGCUGGCACCUUUCACGGCGUCCACGCAAUCACCCGCUCUAUCACACCAAAAAUCCCCAUCUCCCAACCAGCUCCCUCACCCGCAACCUCUUCAACGGGCACCGCCGCCCCUGCUGCGUCCGGUCACUCAUACCCAAACCCCGGUGUACCAGUCUCCGGCCUGGAUUAUCUCGAGACCGACAAGUUUCGAUUGACCUGUUUCCAGACCCUGACGGGAACAAAAUUCUUGUUGUUCACGGAUCCGUUGACUGGCAGCGUGGACACAAUCAUACAGAAGAUCUACGAGCUCUAUGCGGACUAUGUGAUGAAGAAUCCAUUUUAUCAAAUUGAGAUGCCAGUGCGAUGCGAGGCGUUCGAUCGGCAUCUGGGGGUGUGGUUGAGGGGGAGGGCAUAG
This is a messenger RNA of Penicillium samsonianum, 861 nucleotides long. Its product is annotated as trafficking protein particle complex subunit 4. Lineage: Eukaryota; Fungi; Ascomycota; Eurotiomycetes; Eurotiales; Aspergillaceae. Gene Ontology annotation, biological process: endoplasmic reticulum to Golgi vesicle-mediated transport. The record is from RefSeq and is a predicted model, not a curated record. The coding region runs from base 1 to 861 and encodes 286 amino acids. The transcript has 4 exons. Gene Ontology annotation, cellular component: TRAPP complex.